Molecule: messenger RNA, 990 nt
Organism: Penicillium soppii
Lineage: Eukaryota; Fungi; Ascomycota; Eurotiomycetes; Eurotiales; Aspergillaceae
Product: amidohydrolase family protein
Exons: 2
Coding region: 1-990 (329 amino acids)
Biological process (GO): secondary metabolic process
Cellular component (GO): cytosol; cytoplasm
Molecular function (GO): hydrolase activity; carboxy-lyase activity
Source: RefSeq, a predicted model, not a curated record
AUGGAGAGAAUCGAUAUUCACGCCCACUGUGUGCCGCCCUCGUAUCGCAAGUAUUGUCUGCAGAGUGACUUCGCGGGAAAAGGCCAUCCCGAUGGAAUGCCCGCAAUUCCAGAAUGGAGCGCGUCUGCCCAUAUCAACUUUAUGAAGCAGCUCAACAUCCAGAAAUCGGUGUUAAGCAUGUCAUCACCAGCAACCCACUUGACACCAGGGAAUGAUGAAGAAGGUCGAUCAGUAACCCGCCGCGCCAACAAUGACAUGUCUAAAAUCUGUGCCGAUCACCCUGGCCACUUCCUUUUUUUUGCUUCUCUCCCACUUCCCGACGUUGAAGGCGCCCUCAUGGAGAUUGACUAUGCACUAGACCAUCUUGGCGCAGUAGGAUUCCAAAUCUUGACCAAUUCGCAUGGUAUCUACCCGGGCGAUGCGCGUUUCAGUCGCGUUUUUGACAAGCUGAGCGAGCGCAAGACAAUUGCCUUCUUCCAUCCGACCACAUGUCUUGUCCGAACGGACAAUGCCUUGAAUAAGGUUACCCCUCUCCCUGGCGUCCCUGCUCCCUUGAUGGAGUUUAUGUUCGAUUCGACUCGGUCGCUGAUGAGCCUUCUCACCUCCGGGACGGUUGAACGAUGUCCUGGGAUCACUUUCUUAGCCUGCCAUUGUGGUGCGACCUUUCCUCCGAUUAUGGAAAGGAUUGCUGAGUUCUCUCCCAUGUUUGGUUGUGGAAUCAGCGGGGAGAAAAUCAAGCAGCUACUACAAUCGCGUUUCUAUUUUGAUCUUGCGGGCGUGCCCUUUCCGGAUCAAAUCCACGGCCUUCUUCGGCUAGUUGAUUCGACGAGAUUGUUGUAUGGGAGUGACUAUCCGUAUACCUCUGCAGCGCUAUCCGAGUCGUUGGCCCAUAGAGUGGAUCAUGGGCUAGAGGGUCUUUUUGGAUCAGAGGUUGUCCGGCAGAUUUUGUUGGAAAAUGCUCGAGGCCUUCUUGGACAAACCUAUGAGUAA